This is a messenger RNA of Didymella exigua CBS 183.55, 5906 nucleotides long. RefSeq lists its product as uncharacterized. Gene Ontology annotation, cellular component: nuclear pore inner ring. Gene Ontology annotation, molecular function: structural constituent of nuclear pore. The transcript is spliced from 2 exons. NCBI's taxonomy places the organism in Eukaryota, Fungi, Ascomycota, Dothideomycetes, Pleosporales, Didymellaceae. The coding region runs from base 80 to 5659 and encodes 1859 amino acids. Gene Ontology annotation, biological process: RNA export from nucleus; protein import into nucleus. The record is from RefSeq and is a predicted model, not a curated record.
CUCCUCUCCGCCCACGCACUCCACCCGCCUUAAUGGCCUUUGGCUAGCUGUCCUACACCCAGCGCACCGCAGCGCCAUCAUGGCUGCCAUACAACCGACCGAAUUCGACCUGUCCAAGUGCGUCAAGGGCGAGCAGCAGCUUGUGACUUGGGAUAUUGCAUACCGCGCCCUUUGCGAGCCCGAAACCGCGUCGAGAAGCGAAGCAUUGCGCGACUUCCUUACCGCGAACGAGAACGUCGAAAUCCUCAGCCGGCCCUGGAAACCCUUCGCCGACCCCUCGCAGCAAGAGAAAUCCAAAUUUGAAUCCAAGACUGUGCCAAUCAGUGUAACGCCUGCGCAGAAUGGGAACUACAGCCUAGACGAGAUCAAGGACGACAGUCUAUGGUUGUCGAAGGAGGCACACAUCUCAGAGUACGCUGCGCUGCAGCUGGUCGCGCAGGAGUGGCAGAGCAGGCCAACUGUACAGCUGCUAAGCGGAUUGACUGAAGAAGAAGCGUUGAGUGUGCAAGAUGCUGCUGGCCUCGCGAACCUAGGUGCAUCCACAUUCAUCCCAAACUCGUCCAUCCUGCAGACACCGGUUGCCGCAAGAUUCACGCAAUUCGACACCCAGGACCAGCGCCGACUACGCAUCGUCGAAAUCUAUCACUCGACUUGCGCCUCCAUCGUCCGAACCAGUCAGCUGCUGAUUUCGUGGGGCACGGCACCGCAGCUGCGCAGCCAGACAAUCUACGGCAACGAUUACCACACAGUCGGUGCAGGAUGGAUCGAAGAGCUUGGCCAGACGAUUGCAGCUGCGCAAAGCAGUGGCCCGGCGACAGCACUCGACCAAUGCUUGCAGGCUGUGAAGAAAAGGUGCGAGGCUCUCGACGGCGGCUACUCGUGGGACGUAACCGAGUCGAUCAUUGAGGCUGCAUCCGAGAAAUGGGUCGUGGCACAGACUGUCGAGUUGUUGCAUUUGCUGCACCUGGCGCAUGUGCACGCUGACGUAGUAACCAAAGGCUUCUUGCCGGCCGCUACCAUCGAGGAUUGGCUCACCACCUUCGGUAGUCGCGGCUUCUUCGUACAAUUCCCAAGUGUCACACCGCGUCAAGAGCCACUAGUACCUGUCAUUCAGUUACUGACCUCGCUUGUCUCUCUGGCCAUUCUCAACAUCGAUACCGUGGUCGAUGAUCUCCAGUCGGAUGAGUACAAGAAUUGGGAGACCUCGUCAUACAUCUUGAACACUGGUGUUGUCGAGAACAUCACCAGCAUUUUCGGCGAGGCGCGAGCGCUCGGUCCUAGCCCUGCGACACCACCAAUGUUCGCUUGGGCAAUCUUGACCUGGAAGCUCACCAGCAGGGCUGAAUACGAAGAGAAGCAGCGCGAGGGGUUGCUUGAAUCGCCUGACGCUUCGAGGAGACCUCCUCCUGAGCCAUCUGCAAUCGAGGAAUCAGCUAUGGUUAUCAGUCGUCUUGAAGGCUCCGAGUUGUUUGACGGCAAAAGCCCGUAUCUGGAACUUGCUGAAGCCAGCUCAGCAGCUGGCGUAAUGACUAUUAUCGACUCUCUGGUCGACACAGGUCUGUCAGCCUUCGGGACAGCGGUCGAUCAGAUUUCGAGAGACAGGCUGCGACUGGCUUUCUUGCAACUCCUUCGUGCUGCGCUCGGUAGUGACGUAGUUGUCUACAGUUCAGACCUCAUUAUCACCGCAUACUCGAUCCUUGGUGGCGACAGGUCUUUCCGCGCGUGGGCGGGCAAGGGCACUAUCCACCACGCCGAUCCUGUUGUUUCCCUCUUCCUGGAAGACGAAGAUAUCCUGAGACCACUUCUCCUCAACGAGGCACGCCUUCGCUACCCCUACGAAUCGACACCAUUUCUCAAGUUCUUCAGUGUUCUUACGCGUGGGGACAAGACGAUCCAGAAUGGGCUACCAACCUUUGUGGAAAGGCUCACAGAAACGAACCAAUUAAUGCAACGACUUCCGGAGGGCUUCGCAGGAUACGCGCUGACACGAGAAGAGGAGAACGCCAACUGGGUCGAACUCACCACAGAUCUUCCGUUAUUCUCCUCUGGGUCCAUCUCGAACUUCCAGGGCCAGCGCCGCCUACUGACGUCUUCCAGUACGCCGCGCAACGAAGGCCUCAUGGUCAUCCCCGUAGGUACUGAAGGUAUCAUCGUGGAUGAUAGUGAGCAGCCAUACGUAGCGGUGUGGCAUUACCAGCACUCGACCUUGACCUACUUGGUGCAACUGCUCUCGUCGUACCCCAGUGGCAGUAGUCGAGUUGAGUAUACCACCCAAGAACCUGUCACACGAGAGAACGCUGUCGACAUAGUUGGCUUGUUCGCAGACCUGUUGCAUUCUUCACUCCAGUCAUCGGAUGGCGUCUGCUCAGUCGAGCUGCUGGAAGCCUUGAGCAUCAACACAGAUGGAAGCCAAGAUACUGUCAGCAUUGUCCUAGCUGUAUUUGAAGAGGAACUGCUCCGACUGUGUCAGGAGCCAGGCAACGAGGCCUCGCUCGAGCUGCUUGUGAACUGCACGCACUUCUUGGAGGCACUUGUCCUCAUUGCACCCAACAGAGUAUGGCCUUUCCUGGCUCGAAGCCGGCUGCUUGAGGGAGAUGGCAACGGCGGCAGUCUCGCCGCUAUCCUGAUUGGCACUGAGAUGGUAUUUGGUCGAUACGAUUUCCUUAUUGGCUGCAUACGACUGUACGACAGCCUCGUGACAGAUGCCGUUGACCGUUCAGUUGCUCGCAAAAGCCCAAGCAAAACUCUCAGCCGUUUCAAUACUUCGAACGUUGCAGAAAGCGGCACUUCCGACAAGACCAUGAGCACAAUACUAUUUACCUACGGUCGCACUCUCGCCAGCAUCUACGAAAGCUCGCUGGGCUGGAAGUACACACGACCAGAUCACCGCCCUGAGGUCAACAUUGCCAUCUGCAACGUGUUCACUAAGAUUCUAAAGCUCGCUCACGGUGUGGAUGACGCACCACAGUUGUCAGCCAAACUCACAAGGUCCAUUGCGCCAAUCGCAGAAUACAUUACCCAGCUAUACCUGACCAAGUCCGAGAGUAAUCUGCCGACUAACUCCAUCCUGGCAUCACUGGUAAUCGGUGCAGGCUCUGACGGAUCGACGCUGCUCACCAGCUCCGCAGCACUGUGGAAACAGCAAACCGAAUCGACUUUGCUCCUAGCCAGUACUCUUGUGCGAGUAGCUCUGCUGCUAAACAGACCUUGGACACACCUGGAGCAACAAUUGUACAAGGCCACACCCUUACUCGCACGUCUUUACGCAAGUAGUGAUAGAUGGAAGUCUCCUGUGGUGCGAUUAUUGGAGACCCUUGUCCGGGGUGCUGUUCGCGUCACUGAGCCGCAAGGAGAUUCCAAUGGCUCGGCCGAGCAGCAAGAACCACCGUCUUUACUGGGCCAUCUUGGAACGCGCACAGCUAAGAACUUCCUGAGCGUGGUGUCUGAGCUUGACGAACCACUCAGGAUAGUCGACAUCCAGACAGACGUAUGGAAUCUGCUAUCUGCCGUAGUCACGUGCCAACAGCGAUGGUUUUCCCUGUACCUGCUCACUGGCAAGACACCUAAGGAAUCUCUACGAACAGAGCCCCAAUCUACACCAGUCUCAGGACACAAGGCACUUCUCACAUGGGCUAUCCAAUCCAUCUCUGACAUGGUUCUGCCAACAUCCAGUACCUCAAGCUUUUCGUGGCCGCUGUACACGGCUAAGCUUGAGUUCAUCACAUCUGCCCAGAACAAUUGGUCAUGGGCGAUGGGCGAUCUGCGCAAGCACAAGGAUCUCAUUCAGAAGCUACUCGAGUUCCUGUCUUGGAUGACGAGACAAUUAAAGAACCCAAUGUCAAACGCGGAAAUCCUAGAGCGCUCUUACCAGAACCGCUUUGCUUCCUUGGCUUGCGAAGUACUGGCAAUGUACCUUCACAGCUCACGACAAGUUGGUGACAUCACGCCUCUUAAGGAUGUUGUUCCAGCACUGGCGUACCUCGAGGACAAUGCCCUUGAGCUCCCAGCUUACAACGAGUCGCUGCAUCGUAACCUCAAACAAAACCUCGAGCAACAAUUUCCCGGUGUCACACUCGCCAACUUGAAGAGGACAGCUUUGUACCCUGAGGCAUUCGGCCGAAGCUUCUUCUACGACCUCGAGCUUGCCGAGCAGCUGCUUGACUUCGACAACAGAUGGGCAGGGCCUCGAGGAGCCACCGGCUUUGUCAAUGACUUGAAGAAAGCCAAUUACAAUCUCGGGUUGGUUGAGUCGCAAGUGCAGCUCCUGCAAAGCUGGAAGCUCCUAGCGUUGGAGUUGGGAAAUUUUGUUGGCAAGGACGAGCGGCUAGUCCAAGUCGUUGUUGGUGUUGUGAGAAGGUCGAUGAAGGCUAACGCGGAGAACAACCUACCUGAGGCUCUGUUCGGUCAGCUCAGCGUCUUGCGUGCUGAUCUGUCCUUUGGCCUGCUCAAGCAGCUGGUCGAGGCCAAAGUUCACACGCCUGAGGCACGACAAUUACUUGCUCCUGUCUGGAACGCUAUGCGAGUAUCUACACCGGACUUCGAUACUGUCUUCUCCAGUGAUGCGGUCUACUAUUACCGCUCCCAGCUGCGAAUCCUGUAUCUUGCCCUGCAGCCACAUCUCGUUGAGGGAGCAGAGCAGAACGGAGACGCCGAGUUUCGCUCCAGUUUUCGCGGCACCCUGCCUGCCAGUCACAAGACUCUAGAGACAUCGAGCUCGACACUCCUUCUCGAGAUCCUCGCUGACACGAUUGCCAAGGGGUUCCGCAGCCUUGCGAACCAACUACACGCUGAUCCAACUACUGUCACACCCUCAGACUUUGCGCUCCUUACAGCUAUACUCCAACGUAUCAUCGCUGUUCCUGAGAUGAGUAAAUGGCAGAGCCAAGCUGCCCUGCUCUUUGCGAACAACGGCACUGUCCGCUACGCUACCAGCCUCUUCUCAUGGUCCGAUCGCUUCACUGUAGCACACAACGGCGUUGCAGAUCCCGUGUACGGCGAGCUUGCCGUGCUUUUCCUCCUGUCACUCUCAGCGAUCCCAGCCAUGGCCGAGACAAUGGCAGUCGAAGGCGUCCUUUCGCAGCUCAACACGGCAAACUUGAUGAACUACUACCGACGCGUCAACGGCAUGGGGCCUUUCGACACACCAGCGCGACUGCACUCCAUUUGGACAAAGGGCGUCCUACCUUUAUGUCUGAAUCUGCUCCUCUCUGUUGGCGCCCCCAUCGCUGCCGAGAUCUCCUCCUUCCUCAACCAGUUCCCCGAGCAACUCAACCGCGCAUCAAGCGCCAUCAACGCAAGUCCCUCUGCACGAACAGGAGCCACCAAGAUGACACUCUCCGUCGUAUCAGAGACACACUCGCUCGCCCUGCUCUCCGCAAUCAUCGAAGAUGUACGCAAACAAGGACCGAAGCUCGGCAUCCAAGCCAACGAAAUCACACUUCUCGACUGGGACAAGGACAACGUCAAGGAAGACAUCGAGAGCUGGCUGAGCAGGAAGAGCGCACUGAGGGAGCGAAUCGUCGCUGUGGAUGAGCGCGAGGUGGAGAUGCUGGGCAAGAAGAAGGGUGAAGGCAACGAGCUGGAGGAUCGUGUGCUUGGAGAGCUCGAGGCUGCAGGGGCCUGCUUGGGCUUUGGCAAGGAGAAGACCGAGGCGAAGUAGAUGGUUGACACAUGUAUGGAUUGGAAAGGCUGCUUGAAAAGCGUUGGAGUUUAGGUCGGUUGGUACGAAUGAUGUAGAUCCAUUCCAUUGCUGUCUUAUGCACACGCUUUGAACACGCUUUGAACACAACAGUAGUUGAACGAUGCUGUGUUGAUGUGAUGAUGCCGGCCAGUACUAAUACGACAGGCUCAUUCCUUGCAUACACCACGCCAGCCCAGCGCUACCAAGCUUUCUCAAAAUGCAUCCC